This is a messenger RNA of Chenopodium quinoa (quinoa), 3001 nucleotides long. RefSeq lists its product as uncharacterized. The transcript is spliced from 10 exons. The record is from RefSeq and is a predicted model, not a curated record. Gene Ontology annotation, cellular component: trans-Golgi network; cytoplasm; Golgi apparatus. The coding region runs from base 570 to 2660 and encodes 696 amino acids. Lineage: Eukaryota; Viridiplantae; Streptophyta; Magnoliopsida; Caryophyllales; Amaranthaceae.
CAUUAAAGACGUAUCAUCUCACGUGGCAAAUCUUCUCACUUGAUUACCCCUUUGACUCGUCUCUCUCUUUCUUCCAACCCAAAACUCACCAACUCUUUAUUUUUUUCAAUUUUCUUCUUUCCCCAUUUUUUAAUUUUAAAAAAACCUUAAAAUUAAUCUAGUACUACUACUGUCUUUGUUUGUACUACUGUUACUUGUUCAAGUAGAUUUUAGAGAGAGAAUUAACGAGAUCAUCGAUCAAAGAUUUAGCCUUUCUUUCUUGCUUAAUUUGAAAGAACAAAAUCUGGGUUUUUUAAAGAAAACAAACAAAACAGAGGAACCCAUAUUUAUUGGGAACAGAGAAGAUGAAAGUUUUCUUCUUUUUUCUUUUACAAAUAUUUUAUUUUAUAUACUUAUUAAUUUCUUGCUUUCCAAUUUUAUAAUAUGAUAUAAAUUUGAAAUACAGAAACCCAAAAUCAGACACCAGACAAAGAGACAGCCAGAGUGUUAAAUUCUUCGUAUUAUUAUACAGUAAUAAUUUAUAAUUUCUGGGUUUUUUGAUGCAAAUUGAAGGAAUUUAGAGAGAGAAAAUGGGGGAUCAAGUAAAGAUGGUGAUGAAGAUGAGAUGGGUAUCCAAUUGGAAAGGUGCAGGAGAAUCAAAGAAAGGAAGAAUGAAAUGGGGUGGUUUUGUAAUGAUUCUGUCUCUAACUAUUUUCUCUCUCUUCACUCUUUUAUUGCUUGCUAGAUAUACUGCUAAACAACAUCACUCUGGUUUUGAUAAUUAUGGUGGAUCUUCUUCUUUUUCAAUCUUUGCUUGGAAACCCAUUUUUCGUACUUCAGAUCUUCCCAGAAAUCAGAGUCCCCUGCAUAAAAGGCUAUGGGGCCCAGUGAGGGAGUUGGGAUCUCUGUAUCCACAUGCAAAUCCUCGAGGACCCUAUUCUGCUCCCAGCUUGCAAUCAACGGGCUUCCUUUUUGUCAGGAUUCGAGGUGGUUUCCAUGAUAUCCGGAAUGCAAUUGCGGAUGCUGUUGCAAUAGCACGGCUGAUCAAUGCUACUCUUGUGAUCCCUGAAAUCCUCUCAACCACUAGCAGCAAGGGAAUUAGCUCCGAGUUUAAAAGUUUUGCUUACUUGUACAAUGAAGAUCAGUUCAUGGCAGCAUUAGCUAAAGAUGUCAAUAUUGUUAAGACUCUUCCUAAGAAUCUUAAGGAGGCAAGGAGGAAGAAGGCGAUCCCUUUAUAUAAGGUACCGAGCUCAGCAUCUCCUUAUUUCUAUAUGCAUCAAGUUUUGCCAACGUUGAGGAAGCACUCAGUUGUCGAACUUGUUGUCUCAGACGGUGGAUGCUUGCAGUCAAACCUUCUUCCUGAUCUUGAAGAACUUCAGAGGUUGAGAUGCAGGGUUGCAUUUCAUGCCCUACAAUUUCGGCAUGAGGUCCAAGAGCUUGCCACCAAGAUAUUAAGAAGGUUACGGUCACCUGGUAGGCCGUUCAUUGCAUAUGAACCAGGGAUGACCAGAGAGGCUUUGGCAUACUAUGGCUGUGCAGAGCUUUUCCAGGAUGUGCAUACCGAGCUUAUUCAACACAAAAGGUCGUGGAUGUUGAAGCGGGGAAUUGUGAAAGGAAAGCUUUCUGUGGAUUCAGCUCAACAAAGGCUCAAUGGUUCUUGCCCCCUCAUGCCGGAAGAGAUUGGCAUCAUUCUCCGUGCAUAUGGAUAUCGGUCAGACUCAGUGAUAUACAUUUCUGGUGGAGAAGUCUUUGGCGGUCAGAGAUUGUUAAUUCCUCUGCAUGCCAUGUUUGAUAAUGUAGCAGAUAGGACUUCCCUCAGCACAAAUUAUGAGCUGACUAGGCUAUACGGCCGUGAGGCAAACUUUGUUGACCCUCCACCAAGAGCGCCCCCCUCAGUUGUAGAAGAAAGGAAGCUUGAAGCAUGGAAAAAGUCGGUCCCACGACCCCGUCCAUUACCACCUCCUCCUGCACGGUCUAAGUAUCCGUACAAUAUUGAAGGGUGGUGGGGUUGGGUAGCGGAGAGUGAUAAUGAGCCUGAGAGUACUGUGAUGGAGCUUAGAACUAAUGCACAUAAAUUGCUUUGGGAAGCCAUUGAUUAUAUUGUUUGUGUUGAAGCUGAUGUUUUUAUUCCGGGAUUUGAUCGUGAUGGUAAGGGACGCCCGAAUUUUGCUAGCUUGGUUAUGGGGCAUCGGAUGUAUCAGUCUGCUGCUUCUGUGACAUAUAGGCCUGACAGAAAAGAAGUAGCCAAAUUCGUAGAUGAUCUCCGUGAGGGCAUGCACCCAGCUAACCGAACAUGGCUUUCAUCGAUUCGCAAGCAUUUAAGAAGAACAUUGCUUGAUGGUCCCCUGGAAGCAUUCAACACUUCAAAGCCAAUCUCCUUUCUCUCGCAUCCUGUUCCUGAGUGUUCUUGCUCGAGGGGAAAAACUAGUCCUUCUUCCGGUUUCAACCCUCAAGAUGCUUUUAAGGUUCAGCAUAGUUGCCCUUCUUGGAUGGGUGUUAAUGUUAACUCGAGGCUAAAAGAGAAGGAAAGUGAUGAUGAAGUUUAUGUGGAUGAUGGCUUUAUUUCCUCAUUUUUCUUUGGACAUGGUUCGGAAAAUCAAGGGGCGAGUAAUGGAGUUAAUGCUAGUCGGGAGGAGACACACUUAGAGGACCAAGAAGAGCUUGAAGCUAGUGAAAGAUGACAAAUAGCUUAUCUUUAAGAUCAUGUACAUAGAAAAAAAUCGGAGGGGUUGAAAAUUCUUCGCGCUGCUGCUUUCAAGUGGCACUUUCCGAUUCUUUGGCUGAUUGCUUCAACUUAUUUAGGUCCAGUAAGAAGCAUUUGGCUGCGCCUCAAAUAGAUUAGAAAUACAUGGGUGAAAUUUUAUUGUAAAUCCAUUCACCGACGAAUUUUGUGCUGUAGUAACCUCUAGAUUGGUAGCUUUAUUUAAAUUAUUGUGUAUGAUUAGAAGGAACACUUUCAGGUUUUGAAUAAUAUUAUGAAUUAGAUGGUAUACAUAUAAUUUUUGUUAGAAAUUAUUGAUUC